Molecule: messenger RNA, 516 nt
Organism: Symbiodinium natans
Lineage: Eukaryota; Dinophyceae; Suessiales; Symbiodiniaceae
Source: the annotation of a GenBank genome assembly
AUGCCUGGGGGCACCGAAGGCAAGGAUGGCGCAAGUGAGGAGUGCGAGGAGUUGUCCGGUUCCUCCUCUUCUUCGUGGUUCCACGCACUUCGGGACAGUGUCCAGGCAGCUCUGUCAGACACCCCAGGAGCGUCCCCGGUCUUAUCAUCGGACUCUGAAGAAGAUGAGGAUGCGCCGGCCCCGAGCGGCCCUUCCACCCGAAGUGCUGCGCCAUCGCGCCCGAACCAGUGCAUACUGCAUUGGUCCCGACAUGGCUGCCGAAGCGGCGAUGCGUGCAAGUACUGCCACAGGACACCUCCGUUAAGCAAGUCAAAGUCGCUGCACAGACCACGAAAGCAGACUCGCGACAAGUACAAGGCUGCUAUUUACAACGUCAUUCGCAAGCACGAGGACGACCUGCAGCGAGCUCAGGACGAACUGCAGGAAAUGGCGCACAAGAGCCCGUACUUGCGCAUCCUCCUGCACGGCAUCCUCAACGCACCGGAAGCGCCGGCCCCGUUCCUAUGGAACCUGUGA